AUGCACACGGUGUUAUCGCCACAUGUUGUGGCGCUUUGUCAGAAAAGCCUUGACUGUGCGUCGGAACUAGCUAGGAGAUAUGGUAAAGUUGUUUUUGAUUUGGAAAAUCUUUCAGGCGGGUUCAGUUCAAAAAACCAGGAGCAAAAGUUGGUGCAAACAACGUGUUUGCUUAGCGAAGUGGAGCUGACAAAAAAAGAACAGGAUGCUUCUAUUCAAGUGUUGACCGAAACGUGUGGUCUAGAUAAUUAUGCUGGCGCUACUUGUGCUGAAUCCCCAAAUUUCUCUGAUGCAAAAACCACCCACCUCUUGGCUCGCGUAGAAAAUGCCAUGGCCCAUCUUGACUUUGUCAUGACCCGAGCAGAAAUGGUGCAAAGCAGGAUGGCUGAGACCGGAGAGAUGGAAGUUUUGGAGGAACUUGCUGGGGGUAAGGCUUCACCAUCUCUUUUGGGAACCAUUCCCUCUACUACAAUUACAUCGUCUGGGCCCUCCAGAUCUCUAGAAGUUUCUGGUAAAAGUCUCCAUAUUUCUGCCGACAAUACUCUUGAGAAUUUAUUCACUGACAGGAACACCUCUACUACAUCUAGGAAUUCCUCUACAUCUUGGAAUACCUCUACAUCUAGGAAUACCUCUACAUCUAGGGACUGCUCUAUAUCUGAUCAUUCCUCCCGGCCCAAGCUUAUAAACAAAAACGGCCGCUGGAUCAGAAAUUGUAACGGCGUCGAUAUGGAAAACCCAGAAACACACAGAUCCACCGCCUUCGGUAGACUCAAAAGGGAUUUCGAUCGCCAGUGUUUGAAUAUUUUGAUCCUUGAAAAAGAACGCAAUAUUUUGCUACUCAAGGCCAAUACGCUAGAGUCUGCAAACAAAGCUUUGGAUGCAAAGUAUGCCCGUCUAUUGACCGAGGUUACCGAUCUCCGUCAAACAGUGGCCGCUCUUCGUCGAAAGCUCAGUAUCGAAGAAUCAAAGUGGAGCAGGCGUCUAGAAGUCGCCAAUUCUCGCUUGUCCAAAGCGCAACAGGACGCAAGCCUUGAUGUCUAA
Clavispora lusitaniae ATCC 42720 is the source of this 1038-nucleotide messenger RNA. RefSeq lists its product as uncharacterized. The record is from RefSeq and is a predicted model, not a curated record. Lineage: Eukaryota; Fungi; Ascomycota; Pichiomycetes; Serinales; Metschnikowiaceae.